This is a messenger RNA of Durusdinium trenchii, 1371 nucleotides long. NCBI's taxonomy places the organism in Eukaryota, Dinophyceae, Suessiales, Symbiodiniaceae. The record is from the annotation of a GenBank genome assembly.
AUGUGGCAUGAAUGGACGCCUGGUGUGGAGAGUGUCCAAGACCUCGUUCUGCAAAACGUGGCCCUGGUGACGCAAAAGGUAAAGUUCAAGUUGCCGCCUACGAAAGAGUUUGACAUGCCAUACCCAGAGCCUUUCAAGCUCGCGCCCGGAAUGAAGAAGGUCAUCCCAAUUAGCUUUCGGCCUUCAAAGUAUGUUCCGCACGUGGACAGAGUACAGAUAGUCACAAAGGGAGGAAGCUUUUUCGUCAUUGUCAAGGCAGUGGUGAAGGAUGUGGCUUUGUCUGUGCCGCAUUUCUUGGAUUUUGGCCUUUGUCCAACAAUGGAGCGUUCACAGCAGCAGAUAGAUAUUUACAACACUGGCACUCUCAAGGCAUCCAUGAAGUGGCAUGCCAGGCCGCCAUUCACGGUUAGAUGUCCAGCUCAAACUGUGGAAGUGGGGCAGUCAGUGCGAUGUAUUGUCGAAUUCGAGCCAAAGACCGCUUCUGUUUUUGAUGGCCUGAUUGCAUGUGAGGUGGGCAGCGCAGCUGUUGUGCUGGAUGAAGAGGAUGAAGAGAGCAGCGCAAGAGUACCUGAGGCGAAGAACUAUGCUUUGCAGUGUACCGGUGUUGGCAAGAUGCCACAUCUUUGUGUUCCCGGGGGUCAAGCUCCACUAGUUGAGUUUGGUGCUGUAUCACCUGGCAAGCGUGUGCCGCAGACUCUGGAGCUGCUCAACACCACGCCAGUUCGGGCGGUGUUCCAUGUGCGUGCCCUUCACGACAGUCUGGAGACUGCGCCACUUCCUCCAUCAGCAUUUUGGGUCAGCCCUGAAUCUGGAGUGGUGGAACCGAAUUGCACCUUCACGAUGACCUUCUAUUUUCAGUCCCACACGGUCAAGGAACAUGCGUGCCAGCGCUUCCAGAUCAGCACGCCUGGUGGCACACCUUUGGUCGUCACAUGCAAAGCAUUUUGCCAGCCAAUUGGUGUCGUCAUGUCAACGAGGUCAAUGAACUUUGGUGAAGUUCCUAGUGGGAGGGUCUUAUCGAGGACGCUGCAGCUGGAAAACAAUAGUGAUCGACCAGCACCAUAUCAUUUUGUCAAUGUGGACAACCAGCGAGGUGUGUUUUGGCUGGAUCGACCAAUGGGCAUCAUUCCGCCGGAUUCUUUCAUGGUGGUGACGGUCUUCUUUGGACCGAUGUCUCCGAUCAACUACCACAAGAAGGUCUCCUGUGUGGUGAAGGGUGCUUCCACGCCAUUGACACUUGACUUGCUUGGGUCAGCCCACAACGACAAGGUUCGACCGGCCAGGCCGAAGCCGGUCCGUCGUGCUUCUUUUGGAGUCAAAGCCUCACACGGUCGGCAUGCCAGACGAAGCCAGACGUUGGGAAGGCGAUAA